AUGGCGGCCGGGCCGCCUCUGGAGCACGAAACGCAGAUCUUCCUGGACCUUUUCCACCAAGACGGGCUGGUCAUUUGCGCCCGCGGGCUGGGCGUCGACCGCCUGCUCCUGCGCUUCCUCCGCCUCUACUGCGAGCCCACCCGCCUGGUCCUGGUGCUGAACACCAGCCCCGCGGAGGAGGAAUAUUUUAUUGACCAGUUAAAGACGGAUAACGUUGCUUAUCUUCCUCGGCGAGUAACAAAUGAAAUUGCCAGCAGCAGCCGCUAUGAAGUUUACACCCAGGGAGGAGUUAUUUUUGCCACUAGCCGAAUCCUGGUGGUGGAUUUUCUGACCGACAGGAUUCCUGCAGAUCUUAUCACUGGUAAGAACUUUAAAAAUGGGUGUCGUUCCCGCCUCUCAACAUGCCAUACAUAGUUUUGAGUCUAGACUGAAAAAUGCAGGACUAUUGUUCUUCUCAAAGCAGUAGGCGUGAGCUUAAAUGGACUCCAG
Thamnophis sirtalis is the source of this 489-nucleotide messenger RNA. NCBI's taxonomy places the organism in Eukaryota, Metazoa, Chordata, Lepidosauria, Squamata, Natricidae. The record is from RefSeq and is a predicted model, not a curated record.